AUGGAGGAGAAACUCCGCGCCAUACAACUCGAAGACCCCCGACUACCUCCCAAAUGGGUCGCCGCCAUGGGUGUGCCAUUCCUCGACGAGAGCCCCAUGAUCGGUCCUGCGCCUUGGUCUGCCAAGCACUUCCAGCAGCCGCGACUUCGACGUUGCACCAUGGAUCCGAGCACUCUGGCCUGGGAGGCCGAGCUCGGUGGAGGACUGGACGGUUAUGUCUGGAAGGUCUGGUUUGGAGACGCGGGUCCGUUUGCCCUGAAGCUGUUUUGGGAUAACCCGCCCGACUUUUUUCACUACUUUGCCGCCCAGCGCGAGUGCCAUAACGCCGCCAUCUUGCAGAUGAUUGAGGCGUCCAUGGCACAAGCGGCCGCCGAUUCGAGAACCAUCCACGUCCAUGCCAAUCCUCAAACCCAGAAUGACGCUCUGGACAACCAAUUCGCCUUCUCCGACGAGAACUUGGCUCAGUCCAGCCAAGGCGGCUCCAAGCCGGCCUCCCUCUCGACUAUCGACCCAGAGAGCCCCAAUAGCGUGCCCAUCACAUCCAUUCCCCGCCUCAAGGAGUGCUACGGCUGGAUGAAGCUCCCCGGUGAGAUGUUCCACGACUUGCCCAUGGACCUACGCGUUCAACCUUACACCGUCUCAAAGAUUAAGAGAUCGGUCGAUUCCGGGGAGGAAUACAUUGCCGUCAUUUACGAGUACAUCGAGGAAGGCGAGAACGACCCAUCCGUCGUUGAAGAAGUCGACCGGUUCUUUUGGCUCACCGGCUUCUGUCACACAGUAUCGCCAGCGUCCAGUAACUGGAAGAGCGGAGUGUUGAUAGACCUCGCAGACAUGGUUGAUGCUGACGGUUUUGGAUGGGAUCCAACGCUGUACGGGCCGUGGAAGGCAUCCUGGAUACUAAAAGAAUGA
Ilyonectria robusta is the source of this 909-nucleotide messenger RNA. RefSeq lists its product as uncharacterized. NCBI's taxonomy places the organism in Eukaryota, Fungi, Ascomycota, Sordariomycetes, Hypocreales, Nectriaceae. Bases 1 to 909 code for a protein of 302 amino acids. The record is from RefSeq and is a predicted model, not a curated record. The transcript has 2 exons.